GGACUGGACUCAGCUUGAUAUUAGAAUACUGCAUCUCCAUCAACUCCAUCAACCUGCUGACGAACAUCUAGGUUUUAUUAUACCUGUCACAUCUCAUCAUGGGCAGUUUAUAUCUCUCAAGAGGUCGGUGUAUUCUCCGGCAGGUGUUCUUUGGCCUACCCAGCAUGCUGCAGCGGCAUUACAGCCUCGAUGUGUCAGCGCAGCUCCUGCGGACUCAAGCCUUCAUAGAAGGGCGCUGGGUCUCCGCUGCAUCCACGUUCCCCGUGUUAGAUCCAGCCACGGGAGAAGAAAUCGCGAAGGUGUCAGACUGCGGUACAAAGGAAGCUCAAGACGCUGUCAAUGCUGCAUACAAAGCGUUUCACCUGUGGAAGAAUCACACAGCCAAGGAAAGAAGCAUUUUAUUACGAAAAUGGUUUGACCUGAUCAAUCAGCACAAGGAAGAUCUUGCCAAGUUGAUCACAGCAGAGUGUGGGAAGCCUAUGAAGGAGUCUAUCGGUGAGAUGACAUACUCUGCCUCCUUCCUGGAGUGGUUUUCUGAAGAGGCCAGACGCGUGUAUGGAGAUAUUGUCGCACCUCCAGCCAAGGACCGCAAAAUCCUCUUACUCAAGCAGCCAGUGGGAGUGGCUUCCAUCAUUACACCUUGGAAUUUCCCCAGUGCCAUGAUCACCAGGAAGGUGGGCGCAGCACUGGCGGCGGGCUGCACUGUGGUGGUGAAGCCAGCUGAGGAUACACCUCUCUCUGCUCUGGCCCUUGCUGAGCUGUCGGUUCAGGCUGGUAUUCCUCCUGGGGUGUUUAAUGUAGUGCCCUGCUCGAGAGCAAAGACCCCUGCUGUGGGGGAGCUGCUCUGCACAGACCCUCUUGUUGCCAAAAUCUCAUUUACUGGCUCCACGGCCACUGGCAAGAUACUACUAAGACAUGCUGCAGGAACAGUCAAAAGGGUCUCCAUGGAGUUGGGAGGACAUGCCCCGUUUAUUGUAUUUGACAGUGCUGAUGUAGAUAAAGCCGUUGCAGGAGCGAUGGUUUCCAAAUUCAGGAACUCAGGCCAGACCUGCGUGUGCUCCAACCGCUUUUUGGUGCAGAGUGGAAUCCAUGAUGCUUUCAUUCAGAAGCUGGCCAAGGCUAUGGAUGAUGAACUGAAGCUUGGACAUGGCUCAGAGCCCACCACCACACAAGGGCCGCUCAUCAACACCCGCGCCGCAGAGAAGGUGGAGAACCAGAUUGCAGAUGCUGUGGCACAGGGAGCAGUCAUAGUUCGAGGUGGGAAGAGACUGGAGGGCUCCUUCAUGCAGCCCACCCUGCUGUCCAGUGUCAACACUGACAUGCUCUGUAUGCGAGAGGAGACCUUCGGACCCCUCAUUCCUGUUGUUAAGUUCAACACAGAAGAGGAGGCACUCGCCAUUGCCAAUGCUUCUCCUGUUGGUUUAGCAGGUUACUUUUACUCCAGAGACAUCAGUCAGAUCUGGCGGGUGGCGGAGCAGAUGGAGGUGGGCAUGGUUGGGGUCAACGAAGGUCUGAUUUCUGCCACAGAAGGCUCAUUUGGUGGUAUCAAACAGUCUGGAAUGGGCAGAGAAGGAUCCAAAUACGGCAUUGAUGAGUAUCUAGAAAUAAAGUACAUGUGUUUGGGGGGACUCUCUCUUUAAAUACUUUAUUUAAGCAAUACUAAAAACAUGAAUCCACUGUGAACUAUUCUAUUUUAAUCAUAUUUAACUGGAUAAUGACUAUACUGACUAUAGAUAUUUGUUGUAAAAAUGGGUACAAAUAGUCUUCUUUGAGAUUCUGUCCAUCAUAACUGAUUGAUGUAAACUUGUAAGUCUGAAAUAAGAUCUUGAACACUAAAAAAAUAUAUAUUUUUAUCACUGAAAAAUAUCUAAACAGACUUAAAGCAUGAUAAUUUUACUUUUGUGUUAUAUUAGAUAAGAUA
Carassius carassius (crucian carp) is the source of this 1921-nucleotide messenger RNA. Its product is annotated as succinate-semialdehyde dehydrogenase, mitochondrial-like. The record is from RefSeq and is a predicted model, not a curated record. Lineage: Eukaryota; Metazoa; Chordata; Actinopteri; Cypriniformes; Cyprinidae. The transcript is spliced from 10 exons. Bases 99 to 1640 code for a protein of 513 amino acids. Gene Ontology annotation, biological process: GABA catabolic process. Gene Ontology annotation, molecular function: succinate-semialdehyde dehydrogenase (NAD+) activity.